Dentiscutata erythropus is the source of this 522-nucleotide messenger RNA. NCBI's taxonomy places the organism in Eukaryota, Fungi, Glomeromycota, Glomeromycetes, Diversisporales, Gigasporaceae. The record is from the annotation of a GenBank genome assembly.
AUGAAUACUCAAUAUUGUAGUGCACAUAAAUCAAUUCCAUAUAAAGUGAUAUUUGAACAGCUUCCUCAUUGUAAUACCAAUUUAAUAAAUUUAUACGAAAAUGAAGAGUUAUCUAAUAAUAAUGCUCUAAUAUCUGAAGGCUCUCAAUUAACUAUUAUUUCAGAUAUUAGUAGUGAAAUGUUUGAAUCAGAAUUUCAUAGUAAUAUAGAUAUAGAUGAACUACAAAAUAUCACUGAUCCAUAUGAUCAAGAUAUUAGUGAACAAAAUAAUUUAGAUAAUCAAGACAUUGAUAUUAGUGUACAAAAAAUUUAUAAUAAUUUAUUAUCAUUAUAUUUAGAAACUAGAGAAGGUUCUAAAAACUCACUAGCUCAAAAACUUACUAAAAUUAUUAAUUCAGAUGAUAAUUUUGAAUUUGGCAAAGGUUCUAAAAACUUACUAGCCUCUAAAGUUAUUGAAAUUAUUGAUUCAGGUGAUGAUUUAAGUAAAACUCGAUGUUAUACUGUGAAAGAAAAGAAAAAAUAG